Messenger RNA from Doryrhamphus excisus (bluestripe pipefish), 3513 nucleotides. It is a transcript of the gene sytl3, whose product is annotated as synaptotagmin-like 3. The record is from RefSeq and is a predicted model, not a curated record. NCBI's taxonomy places the organism in Eukaryota, Metazoa, Chordata, Actinopteri, Syngnathiformes, Syngnathidae. Gene Ontology annotation, molecular function: small GTPase binding; neurexin family protein binding. Gene Ontology annotation, biological process: intracellular protein transport; exocytosis. Gene Ontology annotation, cellular component: exocytic vesicle; plasma membrane.
CACGCAGUGGAGGUGCAGGAAGCCAGAAGAACGACGGCUGUUUGCUUAAGAGGCGUUCAGGAGCCAGUGACAGAGGAAGUGAAAACCCCCAUCAGAAGGUCCACCGAUGGACUUAAGUUUGCUUCAAGCUCUCGAGAGGGAGAGGAUCCUGGAAGUGCUUCGCAGAGACAAACUGUUGCGUACCAAAGAGGAAGAUAGGAUUAGGAAAAUGAAGCUACAGCUGCAGGAGCUUCGAAGGAAAGGCACUGGGAGUUACGCCAAGGCGUACGGCGAGAGGACGUGCGCUCGCUGCCACAGGCGGCUGGGAAAGUGGUGUAACACCGGUGCAGUCUGCCGUGGAUGCAGCCAUCGCAUCUGCAGCAAGUGCCGCGUAUGCACGGGGGAGGCGCGCUGGAAUUGCACCAUCUGCUACGCCGACAGGGAGUUGAAGAUCCGGUCUGGAGAGUGGUUUUUAGAUGAAAAGACUAAGAAAUACCCAACUAUCAAAGACAAAUACGAGACGGUUGGAGAGAAACUAUUGAAGACCUAUAAUGUGCUGAGUCACAUAUCAAUCGUACCACCGACGCCGCCUCCGCAUUCAGAUUUUCACUUUCUGAGCCGCUCUGGGGACAAAAGCAGCGAUUUCUCUAAGUCGAUGGAGGAUUUUAUGUUUUCUCUCACCAGCAAUAUUAGAAAGAUUUCCACAUCUCUAAAUGAUAUUGGAGAGGACUUGCUAAACGUGGACAGUGGUAAACAUUUGCACUACAGUACACAGAAGAGCCUGUCCGACACCGAAAUCGACAAAUCUGUCAAACUAUACCAAGGCCCCAGUCUUCCGAACUUGUUCAAGAAGAGAAACGACAGCGACCAAGAGGGUUCCUCCACGGGCGCGGAAGAAGAAAGCUCCAUCAGCUCAGACAACUCUGAUGGAAAGCAACGACGUAACAGCAGCAUCACUGAGUGCAGUGUCUUUGAAGGCAUCAUUUGUACAAGCGGAGAGCUGGAGCUAGCUCUGGCCUACCACUCCGACACCUCCUGUCUGGAGAUCACAGUGGGAGCCUGUAGGAAUCUCCCCUAUGGAGACACCAGGAAGAGGAGGUGUCACCCGUAUGUCAAACUCUACGUCAUGCCACCCAAGAGCAACAAGCUCAAGACAGCAGUCAUGAGGAACACCACUCAUCCUGUUUAUAAUCAACUUUUUCAAUAUCAAAUAGAGCGCCACAUGUUGAACGGAAAAAGACUACAGGCUUCCGUGUGGCAUUCAGGAACCCUCCACAGAAAGGUUUUUCUCGGCAAGGUCCUCAUCCCAUUGGAUGGAUGGAAAUUUGAGGACAAAAACCUUCAGCGCUUCAACUGGUACCCCCUGAGUCCAGAGCAAACAGACUUUCCAGAGGAGGGCGCUGUGGAUCUGCAUGGAGGAGAGCGACUACGCAGAUUUCAGUCCAGCUUCAACAGGCAGAGUGUCUGAUUGUAGACAAUGAAAGUCCAGACGGGCAUUGGUGAGGCCGCCUAAAAUCACUUCUACACUUGGGACACUUUCAACGUAACACAAGUACUUUUUCAUCCCCUGUACAACUGUAUUCUGUACUUUAACUUGAGUGGUCUUUCCACCUCUGAUGUAUAUGCACUCCGGCCACAAUUUGACUGUUUUUCCAUGAUUUGUUCCACACACUAAUGAUGAUCACAUAUUUUAUUGGCAAAAAUGUGUGUUCAAAUACAAAGAUGUUUUUUUUUUUCUGUUCCAGUAUUCGCUGUUACGGUCCGAGCCCGGUUGGUGACCUUGGUGUUAAAUUCAAAUACUUCAUAAAACAUUCACCUCAAGGAGGCCCUUUUUUGGGAGCUUCACGACGACAACACUGUCAGCUAAAUAGCAACGUAAACGAUAUGAUUGAAUGGCAUGUUGUUGGAUGAUGAACAUUUAAAAUAACCACAGCACAAUCAUUUACAAUUCAAAGCAGGGAACAUAUCUUUUCACCGUAUAGAUACAUAUAUAGACAGUAGAUCCCCACUUUUUUACAAGAGUUGGCAAAAAUUGACGAGGAAUUGACCUCCAAACGUUGACAUAUAGAAAUUUGCAUUAAGAGUAUUUAUACAUUCAUUAAUUCAUUUUCUACUGCUUAUCCUCACGAGGAUCGCGGGGAGUGCUGGAGCCUAUCCCAGCUGUCUUCAGGCGUGAGGCGGGGUAUACCCUGGACUGGUCGCCAGCCAAUCACAGGGCACAUAUAGACAAACAACCAUUCACACUCACAUUCAUACCGAUGGACAAUUUGGAGUCGGCAAUUAAAUGUGGAAUGUGGGAGGAAACCGGAGUACGUGGAGAAAACCCACGCAUGCACGGGGAGAACAUGCAAACGCAGUAAGAGUAGCAAGUGAAAACUAAACGUGUAAUCAGUGGAUUUGAUUCAGCUCCCUGUCUCCCUUCAAUAUGCCUCACACACUUAUUAAACACAUUUUAAAGUUCUCACUACAAAUGCAUAAUAAUGUUAAGAUGACCCACGAACAGAUGGAAUAUGAAUCACAGUGUAGAAGUUUAACUUUUACGUCAGCAACUGUGGUGCGUUCGAGAUCAGUGCAAAAUCUCAACAGUUGAGAAAUAUCAAAUAACAGCACUAUAUAUGUAUGUUGUACAUUUUACCUGUGGUAUCAUGUAUGAGAUUUCUGCAGGAAAUGUUAAAUAAAUAUUUUUUAAAAUCUACAAAUUUGGGGGGCCACGAAUGCCAAAUCGGGGAUCCACUGUAUAUAUAAGCCUAGUUUUCAUCAUUCGUUCAAUCAUUUUCUGUGCCGCUUAAUCCUCACUAGGGUCGCAGGGCAUUUUCAUUUUUGAUAGCAAAAAUAUACAUACAUACAUACAAACAAACCAAGAUGAAAUACCCUUUUUUUAAUGUCCCGUAUAUGUUAUAAAUAUUAAAACUAGGCGUGAAUUUAACGUAGAGCCAUACGAAACACAAAAACAUUCAUUAUGUUGCCCUUUCUGAGUGGUCACCGUGCAUCACUCCAUCACUCAAAGAAGACAAAGCAGUUUGGCACAAGGUUUUUACAACAAGCCACGAGUGACUGACCAAUCAGAAAGGGUUAGAAUUACAAGGCUACGUCAGGGGGAGGGGGGGCGGCGGUCCCUAGGUACCUUCCUUAUAAGGCCUCAAACUCGUCGAUCCUCUGCUUGGUGUUGCCCUGCCGGAUUUGUCGCAAGGUUUUGUAUUUGUCCCGGCCGGCUCGCACGUUCUCAGAGUGGAGUAGGUCGUUCCGGGUGUUCUUGGACUCAUCGCGUGCGUGGGCCAGCUCGUCGGUCAGCGUCUGAGGAGAGACGACGCACGGAAGUUGUAUAAUCAUUCAAAAGAAAAUAGGUCAAUGGCUGUGUUCGAAACCACAUACUUACCUACUACUCAUACUAACUCUUUGAGUAUGCAGUGUGUCUACACUGGCAGGAUGCGAUUUUUGAGUAUGCAAGUUCCCGGAUGCAUAUUGCAUUCGCCAGAAAUGUUGAGUAUGUAUCAUAAGCUUACUACUCACACUCAAAUUACCCAGGAUGCAACA